AUGCCAAAAUUCAAGUACCGCUGCCUCACCACAAGAAUUGACCAGCAGAAUCGGCAAGAUAUUAUACAGUGGGGUAUGUGCCAAUGUAUAGUGCUGUGAUGAAUAUCAGUUAAAACUUUAGUGAGUGGAAUACAAACAGCUUUCUCAAUUUUAUCAUAUGCACGCAGUCUAAAGUGAAAACUGGCAAGCAUCCUGAUCUUAUAAUUGAAUUUAAAUUAACAAGUCUUAUUAUUUUUAUCCCCAAAGUGGUCAGACAAAAUGGAGUUAUUAAGACUUUACUCACUAAGUCACCGCGUUUUCCCGCCCAUGUUAACUUUCUAAGGUUGUGCCAGCAUUCAUGAUAUGAUCAUGUCCAAAGUUCUUAAAUGACAUCACUUCCGAAUUUGAAAACAUCUUCAUUUUUAGGAAACAGCCAUCGUUUGCAAAUAAACGACCUCCAAAAGCAUAGACUGAAAACUUUUUAGAGUGGCGUUCAGUGUUAACUCAAAAAGCAAUAUUUCAUUGCCAAAUUGAUUUUUUCGGUGGCAUGUGUUCCUCAGGCUCUGAUAGAGACCCUACAGCAGUUAAAGCUUUGAAUAUAUAACUUUGGUUUCUGGUAGUAACACGCAACUACUAGCCCUGCAGACAUUUUAAUCAUUUAUCAACAAAAACUAACUAACUCUUUAGCUCACGUAUUUCACAGGUAUGACUGUGGAUGCAGACUGCAAAAACCUUAAAGACUACUUCAGCGCACCGAUUCGGUUGGUUUUGGAGCCUGCUUUUGACGCUGCGACGCAACUUAUUGAAAUGCAACCUAGCUGCAAGCUCCCGACUAAUAUCAGCGGCGACUGGUUUUACCCCAGUGAAUAUCAAACCACGGUUUGUUUUCUUAUUGGUUGACUUUGUAUUAUAUUGCUUAAACUAAAUUUGUCUGGUUUCGAAAAUGUCUACACCUUUAGAAUUUUCACAAUUACUUUCAUUCCAUAUUACAUCAUUGUAGAUGUUAAAUCAAUACCUGGGUCUGAUAAAUAUAAUUAUCUAUACGUUCAUUUGGUCUCCGACAGACUGACGAAAAUGAAUAGAGAGGACAUUGCUUUUAUCUCUAGACCCUUUGUGCGCACACCCUCUAUCAAGAAAAUGGCUUUUUUUAAAAAAAUUUCUGUUAUGCUAUUCUGAAUUGUUGGCGGACUGACUGAUGUCAAGUAUUUCUUAACAGUAUAAUUAUAUACGUUGUGAAAAUCUUUAGGUACUUGAUAUGGGGGGAGGCUGUGAUGACUUGCUGCGUAAUAAAACAGGAAACAGCGGAGGAAUAUGGAAUCAAAUAUUGGCAUUGUUGGCACUAUUGUUGUUGUUGUAUCUUUCAGCAGCUCAGUCUCAGAAACUGGCAAACCCAGCUCACUGUCCUAUUAUGUUUGCAUCAACACGAAAAAUUAGUCGGUUAUUAAGUUCCGACAACAAAAUCAAGAAUCAACCUGACCGGUAGCCUACACUGCUAAUGGUUGUUGAUAUGACAAAAACAUAAUGCGAUUGUCUGCUAAUUUCACCGGAAAAGUACGUCACAAACUUAUCAUUUUCGGAUAACUGAACGACUAGGACUACGUUUUCGGAACAUUAAACCCCUUACAGACAUAUCCCCGUGAAUACUAACCCACACAUAAGACCUUUUGGAGGUCGGAUUUUUGUUACUUCAUCUGUUCCCCCUUUUAUGCCUUAUUGCCGUUAGAUCGGCAAAUUAUAGACCUAAAAACGUUUUCUUUGUAUCAAAGCAGGCGGCAUAUUACAGUUAUGCGAGUUUUCUAGCUGGGGGACUAAUAUUCGGACAUUUUGCAGGUGAAAAUCAACUCAACUCAUAUUUACAUGCGACGACGGAGAGACUCCUACACUUUUGAGGAUAUAUACUUCGUGUGCCGCCAGCAACAGCUUUCUCGGUAUUUGAUGGCUGUGGUCACAAAAGGCCAAUGGUAAUUGCUGGUUUUAAUUUUUAAGUUUUAAUCAUUACUUUUUUCAUUUACAGACCUUGUCCUGCUUUUUACAGUACGUUUGCUACAAACACCUCGGUCAUUUUUGAAUGCAAAUGCUUCUGAUAUUUACGAGUAUUUUGUAAAAUGUAGGCAAAAGUUCACAUUGGUUUGUUAAAAUGUAAUUGCAGAACGCUUUUGUCUUAUUUAAGGGAUCGACGAUUUAAAAAAGCUCCUGGCCAGAUGAAUUUCAAAUAUAAGUAAGAAACUUAACCACCGUUUUGAAUGGAGUAACUGCUGGACAUUAAAUACUGCGCAUAGGAAUAGCGAACGUUGUGGUCGAGGUAAUUUACUCGGGAUGUGAACAACAAGGCACUUAAUUUGCGUGGUACAGGAAUAAACAGUGACCAAACAGUGACUGGGUUUUCCCUCUUUCUCAAAUUGACAGUGAAAUCGACUUGAUGUGCUUUGAACUGAUGCCGCGUCAUCACAACAUUGCCCGUUUUCGCAUGGGACGUCCCUUUCCCCUUGACCCGCGCACAAAAGCCGCUCUUGGUGCAGACUACAUGCUGCGCAUGUUCAAAGAGGCCUGUCAUUGGAGCUCUUUCACUCUAAAUUACAUUGAAUGGACGUACGAAUACUUCGUCCUCGACCCGCCCGUUCCCAUCAAUUGUCCCAUCCAGGGCAAAUUCAAGUUCAUCCAGACAGGUCAAGAGGCCGAAAAGUACGUCUUCAAGAUGCCUCGCGGAAUGACGCCGAGACCUUGGCUCCAGGUACGCUAUUGGCUGAGGUCCCUUUCCUUCUCGAGCGUUUGUUCCAGCCGCAGCCAAUAGAAGGCGAUGACCAGUUAGUACUGGCCAUUUAAUAGUACUUUAUAAGCUUCAGUGACACGAAACUUGCCCUUAGUUAUAUCACAAUCCUAGAAAUCUUGCCCUCAAAUAAAAAAAACAGUACAUCAAUGAGGUUGCAGUAUCCUGUAGUAUGAAAUCUUAUCAGAAACUGGUUUCCGCACGGCAGGAUGCCUUUAUUAAUUCUUAAUCUCUCCAACUAUCUGCUUAAACUAUGCCAACCAAAAGCUUGUGCACUUUUGUCUGAUUCCUGAUAUGCCCGUAAAUUAGACGCAUUUCUUGGGUAACAUGCACCGAUGUUUCGGAAGAAGGGUCUCUCUGGACAGCUGUUUUUGCAGAGUGUGUUCUGCACCUGAUAGAUAUCUUCCUCGAUAGUUUUAUGAGAAUAGAUGCGCGGCACUCUAGACGCCAUUCCCUCGGCUGAAUUUCACUUUAGAUUUAGACGAACAAAACCGUGAAGAAAAGUAUAACGUUUCUGUUUGAGACAUGCACUUUUGAGCGUUCGUGUAAUCUAAAAGUUUCUGGUUACUACAGUUUUUUUGAAGAAUGUGGAACUUUAUCCACAUUCACUGUAGUCUUUUUUACCCAUCGGACAGUCUCGGAAUAGGAACACAUGUAUUAUUUUGACCAAAUAAUGCGUAGUUUCAGGCAGUACUUUUCAAGAGGAUGCAAGCUCUCGGCAAAUAACUGAAAUAACAAGCAUUUUGUUUCUCUUCCGCGAAAUAUGGUCGAGUUAGAACAAUUAUCAGGAAAUGAUGGAAAACAAUACUUUUUUCCUAAGCAGUACUGAUGUAGAUGGCUAAACGAUUCCCUGCAAUGUGUCAGUAUGCAGAAUCCACACUGAAACCCUGCUUAGGUCAUUUUUUCUUUCAAGAGCACGUUUGAAGGAGAUUUCUCGAAUGUUGCAGCCCCUGCUAAUAUCUACUUCUAGGUGUGCUUUUUCGUAAUCGUUUUCUUGCAACUUUGAGAUUCCUUGCCAUGAGUACUGCCAACGAUAUAAUUAGUCGAGAGCCGAGCUUUUUCAAACGUUGCCGUACUCCCUGAAGAGCGCGUUAACCGAUUUUCUUGAUUUGGAGGCGGAGAGUGGGGUUCUAAUGUAGAACUCUUAUAGAUACUAAGCCAAAUGGUCAUUCUGGUCGUAUUCGCCGUUUUAAUGCCUCUCUUGCAGGUCCUGUGCUACGAUUAUUGGCAAUCGGACAUUCAAGCCUGCUUGGAAGAUCCGAAAAUUCUAAAACUGGACGUAGAGCAGUGCUGGCGUCUGGACUUCGCUGGCCAUCCAAUAUCGGAGUACGACGUACCAGACAAUUACAUCAGCUGUGUUGGUUACUGGAUGGAGGAUACAAAGUCUUAUCUGAUCACAUAUGACCGAGAGGACCCCGUAAGUAGCUUUUGUUGUCCUAAUUGCUUCCGUUAUAAUGCACAAUAAGGACGAGUUUCUUUGCGGCACUUCUGACUGAGGAGUCUACAUCUAUUCGGACAAUGGGGAAUCGAACUCAGAUUUCCCUGUUUUCCCAGUGGGCAUAUUAUUUGACAGGCAAUAGGACGCAGGAAUAGGAGCCCAAUCGCAAUAUAGGCGGCCUUGAGGUUAAUUCCAGAAAGUUUGGGGUUGGAAUCAGAUAUGGGGUUAGGGACACGGUUGUGGUUAGUGUUUGGGCUAGUGUUACGAUUAGGGUUUGGAGAGAGAAACAGGUGCCCCCUAGAAGUUAACGCAAGGCCGUCUAUUCCCUUUUCUCACAUAACAGACUGUCACUGAGAGCACCAGAUGAGCGUAUUUGGGUCAGAUUACAGUCCGCGGCUUCGCUGUUUAUAUGGACAUGCUAUUUCGCCAAAUGUGUAUGUUUUCUUUUAACUUUGUUGCCGUAAAGCUUUUCAAUGUCCCCUGUAUGCUCCAUGAGUUAUCCAUGGGCCGGUCCUCCUGUCAUAUGUGGUCGAGAUUUGUCAGUGCGUAGAAAAUGGAUCUUGUAUCUCUGCUUAGUGAGGAUGACAAUCGGUUGCGCCAGGUUGGCAAGCCACAGAGACUCGAAGUAAUAGAAUUACCUCCCCCACCAAAAAAGAAAUAAUAUUAGACUCUGGAAGUCCAUUACUGACUAUGGGGUGGAUCCUAGUUGCUACUGAGUUCUCACUGUUGAAUCCCUUUCAGUGGUCUCCCUAGCUCUUGAAGGAACUGCAACAGCGUUAAAUAUAGCCAACAAACUCGUUUUAUCGUAAUGCCGCAAACUCUGAAACUCAUGGAGUAUUUGGUAAAAUCGAAACUAUCUUUCUUGGGGAAGUGAUACCAUCAGAUUUUUCCAUUAUUCCUUUAAUGGGUGUUUUCGACUUAUUUGAAUAACUCGCUUGCAACAUUUGUGGCAUACUCGACGACUUGGUGUGGCUCGAAUCUAGGACAGCAACCAAAAGUCUUGAAAACAGCCAACGCUCUAGCCAUCUGAGCUACGAUGCUCCACUGGGAGCCGUAAUUUUAAUCACAUUUGUGUCAAGUUACCUACCCAGCCUACUGCGGCGUGUGGACUACACCAAUUCCGGCAUAUUAAGCUGAUUGCCCAAGCCGAAUUUCUUAAGCAGUCAACUGGGUGUCCAUCGGAUGACCAUCGGAUUCACCUAAUUACGAGGUACCAUACGUGUCUGUGGGCUGGGCGGGUAACUUAACGCAAAUGUGAUUAAAUCACGGCUCCUGGUGGGAUCUCGUAGCUCAGGUGGCUAGAGAAUUAGCUGUACGCAAAAAUUUCCCUUCUUUUCGUGGAUUUGAAUAUUACCGAGGCCGCCGGGUCUUUCACUCCUGGGCCAAAUGAAUUGUUUCUCCUUUACUCAGGAUUCUUUAUACAUGGUGACAUGUAUUAAGGAUGGAUUUACGAUAUGUAUGUCUUUUACGUCAAUCUGCAAGCAAUUAGCGCCUAGAUGACGGAUGUAGUUUGUACCUAAGAACUUCAGAAAUCAUUGCUGUCUGAAACGCAAUCAGCGUUUUGGCAUAUUCGUACGAAUAUUCUUUGAUGCGCCUUGAUGAUCCUUACCAGGUUGCUACGGAGGGCAUCCAAAACCUCACAGAAUAUACACGCACAAGUAAGAGAGGGGAAAACGCGCUUUGUGCUGGAGUAUCAUUCCGAAAUUAUCAGUAAGAGCCUCCUCCAUUCACAGUAACCGGAAUACAAAUAGAUAGAUAACGAGGGGGUAAGUGGAAUUGCAUAACACUGCGUAACUAUUACGCAGACAGUUGGAAUCUCAGUGUCUGAAUUUCAGUCUUUUUACAUGUAAGAUGUCGUGUCAUAAAUGGUAAAAGGGAACGUCGAUAUGUCGAUGUAUGGCAAGGAGUAUGGUGGAGGCCACGGCACAUGAGGAGACGGGCAACAAACUUAAUGGGCAGAAUGGAUAAAUAUACAGAUCUUAGACGGCACGUAGAUUCCGCGAUGCGUUUAAAACAUUACUUAAAUUAGUUUACUCAGAAAAAUGAUUUUCCCAUUUUGUAAAGUAGCCUCUGAGGAAGGUGGCAGGUUCCACGAAUAGAAUAUGAAAUUUCAUUUCUUACAGUGCCUAUCUAGAAAUGUUGGCUGAUUUUAUACAAGAAUAUGAAAACAACUGGACACUGUUGUUCACUUUAGUGGUAUUGGUCCCAUCUUAACUCUUAACCUAUGUUAAUUCUAAAACCAUCUUAACAGUUUGAUAAAAUUUUUCCCCAAGAAUGCGAGGCUGUGAAAAACUAAGGCCAGGAUUAAUUUAAGUAAGUUGCUUUAAAAAAACGGUAUUCUAGACCUUUAUAGUGGCUUUAUUAAUUUUGGCGCAUAUUGUGUAACGGAAAAAGCUCUUUGGCACGAUUAAUUAUUUGCUCGCCUGCGAGAGGUGUUCCUAUCUUACAUUUGCUUUGAUUUUCAUCUCAUAAGUGAAUUUUGGUACAACAUAUGGUUCUCAGUUUAUCUAAAGUACUCAGGUAAUCGUCUUAUUUCUACCUUGUUGCGGUAAAUCAGUCGGUAUCGACUUUUCAUAUUCUUAUAAAGGAAGACGGGUAGCUGCCACUUGAACUCAUUGCUAAUAAACGUUCAGUCCGACACAAAGUGUUUUUCGUUUUAUCAGGGACUCCUAGAUAACAGAUUAUGAUCGUAAGUCGAUGAAAAAAACGAGAAGCGUGUUCAAGUUAGAUAUAAAUAUUGCUCCUUCUGAGACCGCUAAAUGUCACUCCACUGGUCGUACCAUAUUUCGUAAGCUGAAAAAUUUCAAGGUGCUUAAGGAUGGCGGUCAUCUGGACUUCAAUCACCGUGUUGAAAAAGCGUUCCAGUUUCGUCCCAACUCUGAUGAGUAUAACGUCGAACGCUAGUUCGUUCGACUUUUCUUCUCCUUUGCCUACAAGCCAUAUCUCUGAAAACUGGAGUUCGAUAAAAUCUGUCUGUCUGGGGGUAACUUCAGCGUCUGAACUGUUCAAUAUCUAGAAGGCUGAAAUCUUGUCGCCCCCGUCUAUCUGCAACCAAGAGUAGGCAGAUGUACCGCACACAGUACUUAUGGGAGUUAAGGAAACUUUAGUUAAGACACAAUUUCGUGACGCAUCAAUAAACUCCCUGAGUUUGCUAUUUAGUCAUGUUCUCUGUGUUUUCACAAUUUAUUCCAGAGGUGGUCCAACGGAAGCUCUGGAAAUUUUGCUGUGAAGACUAGUGUGUGUUCUAUUAAUCUCAUCGUUACCAUCAUAAGUUUUGCCGCUUUUAAGGAUUAUGCUUUUCUGUUAAGUCGUCUUUCACCAAAGCUCCAAGAUUCCUCUUCAUCAGAGGUCUGCUGAAGAAGUAUUGCUAGGAAUUUCUUGUUCACCUUUGUUGUACUGUGUCAAAGACCCCGUCAGGCAUUUGGAUUUAUUGAACUUCAUCGGGCACUUUUCACCCAGUUUAAGUUGGCCGCCUACAUGUCAUUUGCAGGAUAACUUCUUAGUCUGCGGUCCAAAUAAUCUGCGAUACUUCAGAGUCACCUGACCUCGUCCACCAGAACCCGCGUGCGGGUCCGUGGAGACAUCACUGUUAUCAGCAGCCUACUAUCACACGUCCCUCAGCAUCAUUGAUCCUGUUCGCAAGAAAGAAUUUUUAGCCAUCACAGAAGGUUAUCGCUUACAUCCAGCUGAGCGGACUUAUGGCAGCGGUAUUGGCGUGGAACACAGUCAACCCCUAUGUCGAGGUAAAAAGAGUCAGUAUCCUCAGAUCACUCCGUAUCCAGAAUGUUCGUCCGAUCUCUCACUGUGGUUAAACUACCUGUGGGGCAAGGAUAGGCAACGCCGCGUGUCCUUAAGGUGAGACCCUUUACCCUUAGUUGGUUCCGUCUCUGAGGACGACUUCCAGCAAGAAUCCGAAAGGUCAGGCUACUGGAGCUCUUGUUCCAACGAACACGUCUUCUUCUUCGCGACUGCUUCCUGAAACUCGCCUCUUCGCUACUACCGCCUUAACGUACAUGUUUGUCCGACAGUGGAGCUCGGUGCUCAUUAGUGAAGUCUUUCCGUCUAGCAAUAAAUGCCCCUAAAACUGACUCACCUGAAGUGGUUGGCGUUGAUCACCUUUGUGAAAGGGCAUGACAUGUCUCCGUUUCCACGAGUCUGAAAGCCUACCGCAAUUUAACGCCCGUUGAAAUUUGAUAGGGAAGACGUCUACCAGUUCCUUCUCUAGCUACCAUGCGGGCCGGAUGGUGUAUCCGAGUUCAAGUUUUGCAAUCUCAACGUUAACAUUGAUUCGGCAAUCUGAACCAAUUUAUGGACGCGGCUUGGUGCCACAGUUCUGCGUAGUGUCCCUUUUUGUUCAUUAACAAGACCAGACGGUUGCAUUUUAUGAUGUGCGGUGAAAAAUGUUAAAAUUUUAAAAAUUAGGGUUAGGAAAGAAGGAGACGAUAGUUUAGUUACUCAACCCUAGUGCGUUUUAUUGAAUCUCCGGUUUUUUUAAAUUGUGCAGUACUUACGAUAAAAAGAUCCGUCCGUACUGAAAGGACCUAGACAGAAGUUUUGUUUUCUGAUGACUCGCGGACACAAUCGCGUUUUCCUCGUCUUUAAGUGCGGCGUGGUAAUCAAUGUAAUUAUUGCGUUUGCGUGUAAGCUUGAGGGUGAUUUUUAUUACUAAAACGUUUCGACUCGAAAAUUGUACUCCUAAGAAGACUGCGCCCCGUGACCUAACUAUCUACAUGUCCAUCUCGGGGUUUUGAGCUGAUAAAACCUCUGGAUGUCAUUUGUAACAACACAUUUCGGAGCCAUUGGCUCCUUCUUGUCCAUUUUUUUAGCCAGCACGUGUUCCGUCCUAGGGGCUGAGUAAAAUUUGUAUGGGUGAGGCAAUAGCCCAGUCCAGUGGGUCCCUCGUUUUUUUUAUUUUUGGCCCAGUUGCCUAGUUAUGCUGCACGUCUUUGCAGAGAAAAUAGCUUUGGUACGUUCUUUGUGUAGAUUGUCUUGUUGAGACAAUCAUAUAGUGAAAACGCUCUGCGACUGUCUCUGCUGAUGGGUUCGAGCAAGAAUCCAGAACCUCAGGUCAAUAAACUUCUUGCUCCAGUGAUCGCAUCAUCUUCUGAACAGUCGUGCAGGAAAACUGCUUUCCGUUAUUUGUUUUUGGAGAACUGGGAUUGACUACUGAAAUUUCAGCCAUUAACGCUGCCGUCUGACUCCGUUCACCCCGCCCAUAUGGCGUGGCCAACGGCUGGGAUUUCUAAAAGUGGCCUAAUUUAUUAAAUUUUUCGAAGGAAAGUAGCGGGUAGUUUACUUGUGCGGUUGUUUCUGUAGGGGUAUCUACGCUAGGAACGUCCACACACUAACCGUAUUGCAAAAACCUACAGUAUUAUCGAUGUGUUGUGCUAAAACCAAAGAACGAACGACGCUUUGGGCUGGCCCCUAUUUCCCAACAUCCUGAUUUGGCCCAGUCCUAAGGGGGAAGGGCAUGUGCUAGCAGUUAAGUCAUUCUGAUAGAAUACUUUAAACCAUUAACUGUCCGCACGAUAUGCAUGCAGCAGCCUUUGCAACAAACCUUCAAAUCUGUCCCUACAAUCAUUUAUAUGUUUUUUUCAAUAGAUUCUGUCUAUCAACGUCCUCUACAGCUUAUCUCACAGACCUAAUUCCCUUUUCGAAGACUUUUUGCGGAUCAUUCAUUUUCCUUCACUAUAAAAAGUACUUUCAGUUCCCUCGUCGAGGUGUCAUAGUCAUUCGAGCCAAGUGGAGAGCUGAUGAUUAUUUUGCCAACAUUUUAUUUCCCUGCCCAGGCAGUUGGGCCUUUGUCUGUCCCGAUACCUUUUUAGACAAAAUGUUCGUUGAAAGAAUUCACCCAGGGAGAGAGAGCUUACAUCAUUCAUCAAUCAUCGACAAAUUCUGGUUUAUCGUGGGCCCAUUAAACCUGCCAAUGCGAACAGGCUUUCUUCACCCACCCCAUAGUGAUUUAGGAAUUAGUAGCCUGAAACUAGAUUAAUCUCCUCUAAGACAUAGAGGAUUAGAUUGCAUAGCCUCAUUUCAAUAUGUUCUGCACUUAUCAUGUUCUUCACACUUAACUUAUGUCACUCUUUAAGAAAGAGGCUUAUUCCUCCCUUUUUGCUCUCUCUAUCACGAUCAUGUGAUUAUUAGCCGUCUGUUUGCAGAUUCCAGUUACAUGUUUUGCCAGUGAAUCCUUGCGUACGUACCGAUUUGGGUCCUAGGCAAACUUCGAUUACGCUUUGUCUUCAUAAAAAGGGGAGCCAUUUUUAUUUUCUAAAGGUUUUCCCCAACUGACAGCAUAUAGCUCUCGAACUCCUGUCUCUCGUUUUCGUUCAGAUGGCCGAGUAUAGCUGCUCUUUGACACCUAUAGUAACUUAAGAAGAUUUGUCGAGAAUGAACUAGAUGGCACCCUAUCAAGGUGGGUGAAAUAGGGCGUCACGCGUGUCGGCGAGCGACCAAUUAUUUGACAUUACCUCCCGAAAAAAACCUCAACCGAAGCCUUAUCACCCGAUUCUAGAUUCCACUGCCCCUGCCUGAAACCCAAUCAGCUAGUGCUAGACACGCAGUUCGAGAACCUGCUGAAUCAAACCCACGACCUUCAGCCAGUUUCGGCAGAGACUAUACAACAUCUUAUGUCCACGUUAGUCAACUGCCUUUGUGAGUACCUGAGCAGUGGCCACAAAUGUCGAGGCUUGCGGACGAAGUCCAACAUAGAAAAGUUAAGGCAAACCCCGUAGAACAAAGAUAUUCUAAUAGGUAGACCAGGUAAAUCAGAAGGCGUUGUUUUGGUGAACAGGGCAGACUACAUUAAAAAGACAGUCAGCUCUGUUGGAUCAGGAAAAUUUAAGGACAGAAAAGGAGAGGGACGGCACAGGCCAGGCUGGAACACAACUGACCGGCUGUUUAAGAGGAUUUCAAGCAGAUGGUUUCAUAAGUGAACACGGCGUAAAACGUCUCCAACCAAUUUGCACGCAUAUACCUCGGUUAUAUGGCCUGCCGAAGAGCAAUAGAGAUGGCACGGCGGUUCGUCCAGUCCUGGAUAUGAGGACCUCGCCGUACCAUACGAUAGCGAAUUGGCAUGCGGAUAAACUUAAGCCGUGCAAUAUCAACCAGCGUCACAUAGCUAUCGAGAUAUUUUUGAAAUCGUUAGCAGAGUGAAGGACCUCGACCCAGUAGGAAUGGUCAUUUUUUUCCGGAUUUCAUGUCUCUCUUUAGGAAUGUAUCGGCCACGGGAACCGUCAAAUACCUCUGUGGCUCCAUUGGCCUCCAUUUGGAGGAUAUAGGAAUGCUGGUGAAUGUCCUCAAGGAGUUAUUAUUCAGAUGCAUCUUGAACGUUCAGUUCCUAUAUAAAUACAAUCUGUAUAGAGUAAUGGACAUAGUAGCAUUGAGCUCAGCUCUUGGACCGCUUUUGGCGAAAAUAUCCAUAAACAAGCCAGACGCCUGCCAGCUUUAUCAUCAGAUCAACGAUCUGAGGUAACAUGGACGCUACGUGGAUGAUAUAUUCGGGAGUACCCCUCAACAAAACGACGUCUCAGUUUCCCUGGAUGAUAUAAAUCAGGCGAACGCAUCAAUUAAAUUUAGGAUGGAAGAAGAACAGUUCUGGUCGUUUCCCUCUCUGGAUGUGCGUCUAUCGUAAUAAAGCGUGGUCCGGGCAACACACCUAGUUUCGGGAUUUCGUACCACCAAAUUAGAAGCCUAAAUUGGUCUGCUUUUGGCAAAAAGGGUUGGAAGGAUCUGCUCGGCCGAAAGCAUUAAGAGGGAGGGCUUAAGACUGUCAAACGACUCCUUCUUCAGAACGGGUACCCUGAUCUGUUAAUGUCUAAAAACAUGGCCGAAAGAUCACUAAAACUUCCGAUGCUGACAUCAGGAAAGAAACGGCUUUAUAGCAGAGUUCUAUUCCGAAGGGACACCCCGGGUGAAUUUUUAAGAAGGCACCUAACUUAAGCUGUAUCGCGUACCUUCUCAACAGUUGGCGCCCGUUCACUGUUCCUCAAUAUUCCCAUCUCAUACGGAGAGGAUAAGGGCAAACUGCCUACCCAGACCACCUUCUUCGUCUGCUCCUGUGAGGCAGAAUAUAUCAGUCGCACGAGUUGCCGUUUGUCCAAAGGAAUAGAACAUCUUCCAGCUCGGUUAGGAAGGGGUCAAAUGAAGAACAUUAACAGCUCUAUCCUCAUACACGUGGUAAGUACGGAUCACCGUGUAGAUGCCGGUGAAGCUUUCUGAGUGAUUUGCAAUGUCCUGUCAAGCUAUCCAAAGGCAUUUGGACAGCGUCUGUUGGCUACGACAGGGACAGCUGCAAUAACGUUACGCAAUCCGGUCCUGUGUGUACAGAAGAACUUCGUACAGGUUUCACAUUUGUCGUGGGUCGAAGCCACUGCGCCAGCUAUCCAGACAUAAUUACCUUUUCCGGCGACCGCCGUCGAUCGGACGCUGACUGCAAUUUCGUACUUCACUUCCCCCCGCAAAAAAUCCAACUACAUCAUACCUAUUUACUUUUCUGCGUCUUCUUUCAUUAUUUCAGUAAUAAAUGUGCAGGUCUGAAGUGAAUUUACAGAAAGCAAACGUAUACCCGCCGAAUUGUUUUUUUUCACAUUUUUCAACCCGAGUUUUUGCAGUUCUGUGUAAUUUUUACUAAUUAGUUGAGAAGUAGCACUCAUUCUUUUUCGAGCUGUAUUGUAUUCUUCAAACGUCGGCCUCGAUUUCUGCUCGAAUGUGAGUAAUGCUCUGUUUUUUACGGUAGAUCCAGAACCAAGGGAUCCACUCCGAAUUGCCAAAGCACAUGAGAGUUGUCCUUGAAAAAUAACGUGAAAAGAACUCCAUCUUCUCAGGCAGGUUGAAAAAAUUGAGUUGGUUCGGUAAAGGUUGGCGUAUAUUGAGCCAUCUGGUUGGGGGCAGGAAAGCACCCGAUUGUGUUCUGUUGUGAAGGUGGUUGUUAAAGGAUUUAAACUUACAGAAGCCCCUGUUAACGUCAAGGGAAUAGAGAUCUGGAUCGAGCCGAAAACGACAAGUUUGCAUCCUAACUCGUUAAACAUGAUGGCAGAAACAAAUGCGAUGAUGUUACGUAAAUAAACAUUACACAUUUUGCUCAUUCGUCAAACUUCCACCAGAAAAUUUCCUUUUCUCCUGUAGAAUAUGUGUCUAAGUAAUUGUAUCAGGCAAAAUGUUUAGAAAUUUAUGCAGAAAUCGGCAUUACGGUAUAUUCGGACGAUUGCUUAUGUUAUUCACUGUCCUAGGCCUAGUUUAUGCAUCUGAGUUAUUUUUAUUUGAGUGGCAAGUGAGUUAACUUUGAGAGCUUUACCAAACCGAACUUGCCAUGCUUGCAAGUUGAUUAUUUGUCAAACAUCUACCGUGGGAAGCAGGUUGAGAACGAACAUCUAACUCUUUUGGAAAACCAGACGUUCGGUUGAUUUUGAAAAGUCAGCUGUGCAAUUCUUUGUGGUUUCAUGUCCUAAAACGCAGCACCAGCGCCUAUAGGCAAUUCUUUGUUUAAAUAUGCCGAUAUUCACUUACCAUUUGCCAAUACGUUAUGAGCGACCGUUGAAAUAACCAACGUCGGACGUUCAUUUUAAAUUUUAACAUAUAAAAAGAUCUUUUUUCGCGGGUUUGUUUCUGCUUGUACAUAGUUUAGAAGCGGAGUGGACAAAAUAUUGGCAGUUUGAGGAAUAUGUCAGUAUUUAUAUGGCUACCCUCCCGUGCAUUCAUGAUCGUAGGACGACGCCCAAAAGUAAGCAAAGAUAGCAAGAAGAGCUGCAGUAUUAAGAAAAGUGCAAGUUCUUGCAUUUGCAGUAGAAAAAUUAUCAACCUUCAGGAUAAUUAAAAACAGCCAAAGUGCCGAUUUUGCACGUGCUUUUCCGUGUGAAAAGGUCAAGUAUGUGUACAUCUAUCAAUAAAAUACAUUAUUAAAUCACCUUUUACGUGGAUGACUCACCGCAGAAAGUUCUAAUUAAGAAAAAUGCAAGUUCUUGCGUUUGCGGUAGAAAAAUAGCCAAAUUUCAGGAAAAUGAAUAUGGCUUUUCGUGUGAAAAGGUCAAGUAUGUGGACAUCUGUCAGUCGAAUACAGUGUUAAAUCACCUUUUAAGCAGAUUAUUCAUCGCAGAAAGUUUUUAAAUUGAAAUAAAGAAUAUUUAUAUUGUUUUCGCUUUGGUCGCCACUGCCGUCCCACAGAUUGAACUUUUUGUCAUUCAUUAACUGAGCUCGCUUUUGCUCCAUUCGAUUAAGGCAGUAUUUUGCCCGUCAAUAUAUGCGCUCAGUGUCAGAUGAGGACAGAUUCGCCAUGUCUGUUUCCAUCCUGGAUCGCUUGGUUUGAGUGUUAUAUGUGUCCCUACGUAAGUUUAUAUGCAUUUGGGUAUGCCUCUGGAGGGUUACAGGCACAGUCUUUGGUAAGCCGGACAAGAAAAAUUCAAUAUGUUCAUGCUCGUUCAGUAGAAAAUGCAAUUGUUUGUAAUGUGACCACAUAUUCUUCGCAAAAUCUUUGUAGAUGAGCGCUGUUGCUCACGGCGGCUCCGCGUAGUGGGUGCGUAAUUCGCGAAUUUUGUUUCAAUGCUGGUUAUACGUAGUUACAUUGUGAGAGGCCAUAGCUGGUAACGAUAGCAUGCUAACCGACUCCUGUCCUUAUGGGCUCUACCUUUAAAUUGCACUCUAACGAUUUGAGGACUUAAUAUACGCUCCGCAUUUCAGGUAACCAAUCGCUUUCGCUGUUGGGUAUACCAACGACUGAGCCUCCGCACUUACGCCAUGUCACGAAGCCUAGGCAAUCGCUGUGGUAAAAUGCAAACAGCAGAAUCCUCCCUGCCGGAGGAAGGAGCAUCCCUACGUCUCGAGCUUGUCGAGAACGAGUACGAGUUCGAUGUCUGUCCAAUGGCCUUCGACGACGGCAAGAAUCCAUACGCAAAUCCUGCGGUCCUUAACGUCUACGCCCCAGGCUGUCGUGUGCAAUCCCCACAGCUUCUGCUAUUGGGCCUGUUUGUAUUGCUGACCUGGACGUUACUCAACCGUGGCGGGAUCGAUGUACUCUGA
This is a messenger RNA of Spirometra erinaceieuropaei, 15194 nucleotides long. Lineage: Eukaryota; Metazoa; Platyhelminthes; Cestoda; Diphyllobothriidea; Diphyllobothriidae. The record is from the annotation of a GenBank genome assembly.